UAACAUCAAAGUAAAAAAGAAAAUCAUGUUCAAAUCACCUCGAUUUAGACAGUUUGUUAUAAUAGGAGUAGUGAACUUGACUAUAAUAACAACUGGCAUGAGUCUGUUAUGGCCAUCGCCUGUGCUGGUCAAACUUCGCAAUGCAACAGAGACGCCAUUACAUCGACCAAUCACCGACGAGGAGGGCUCAUGGAUAGUUUCUAUCCCAUCUCUUUGCUAUAUAUUCACACUCAGUCUUCUAGGUAUGUUACAAGACUACAUCGGGAGAAAGUAUUGUGUGCUAUUGACUUGUAUUCCGAAGGUGUUAAUGAGCAUUCUUUUCAUCUUUGUGAAGGAGGUGUGGGUAUUGAUUUUGGGGCGCGCGAUCAUUGGUAUUGCGGAUUUCUUCUUGCUUUCAAUUAUUCCUGUUUAUGCUUCAGAAAUCGCUGAUAAACACCUACGUGGAGCUCUAUGUACAUUUCUCCAAGUGUUUUCAUCAAUAGGCGGUGUCCUGACAAUGUCGAUUGGCCCGUUCGUGUCAUAUACCUCAUUUAGUAUAGUAUUCGCUGUGUUGAACUUGAUUACUAGUAUUCCCAUAUUAUUCUUACCUGAUAGUCCAUAUUUCUUGUAUUCUAAAGGAAAAACAGACGAAGCAAUUAAAGUCCUAAUAUUUAUUCACGGCUUGGAACAAGUGGCCAAAGAAGAGAUUAUAAUAUACGCGUCCUCUAUGAAUAAUGAAAAAGUCAAUAAAAUAAAAUUAAUAAAGAACCCAGUAUUCUUAAAAUCGCUUUUUAUAUCUGUGGUAUUUGCCUUUUCUACUCAACUAGUUGGAUUCACAGCGGUAUCGUUUUAUUUGCAAACGAUAUUGGAGUCUACAAAAACUAAUGUAAUGCCUGAAGUAGCAUCAGUGAUAAUGAGUUUGAUACAACUGUUUGCGAGCUUUUGUUCGACGCCAGCGACUCAUUGGUUUAAAAGAAGGCACAUAUUAAUGUUAUCAUUCUCUGGUAUACUUGUAGGAAUGGUUGGUUUAGGUGCAUUUUUUAAAGUGAGAGAAAACGGAAAUGAGAUUAUCGGUUUUAUGAAUUAUUUACCAUUGAUAUCAUUGUUUUUAGUUAUUUUUUGUUACAGCGCAGGUAUAGGAACGUUAUUGUGGAUAUUAGUGGCAGAGUUAUUCGAUGGUCCGGCGAGAGCACUUGGCGUUGGAAUCAGCCUAAUGUUUGCUAGUUUGGGCAUUUUCAUUAGUUCCAAAUAUCUGGUUGCGUUAACGACUGCGGUCGGUCCAGCUAUAACGUAUUGGUGUUUCGCAGUUGUAUGCGCAUUGAGCUGUAUAUUCGCAUUUUACUGUAUACCAGAAACUAAAGGAAAAACAUUUAAUGAAAUACAAAUGGCUAUUGCUGGGCAAAAAGUAAAAUGAUGAUUCAUUAAUACCAAGGGAGUAAUCUAGGGGGAAAGGGGGGUUACAGUAUUUUUUUAAAUAAUUUAGUGAAAUACUGGCAACUCUUUUUGUGUUAUCUAUGUGGAUAUAUAGGGACUGUAGGCAUCUAAAUAUCUUGUAGUAGAAUAUAUAAUUUAUAACUAAACA
Papilio machaon (common yellow swallowtail) is the source of this 1561-nucleotide messenger RNA. RefSeq names its product facilitated trehalose transporter Tret1. NCBI's taxonomy places the organism in Eukaryota, Metazoa, Arthropoda, Insecta, Lepidoptera, Papilionidae. The coding region runs from base 26 to 1393 and encodes 455 amino acids. The record is from RefSeq and is a predicted model, not a curated record. Gene Ontology annotation, biological process: transmembrane transport. Gene Ontology annotation, cellular component: membrane. Gene Ontology annotation, molecular function: transmembrane transporter activity. The transcript is spliced from 7 exons.